Molecule: messenger RNA, 459 nt
Organism: Rhipicephalus sanguineus (brown dog tick)
Lineage: Eukaryota; Metazoa; Arthropoda; Arachnida; Ixodida; Ixodidae
Exons: 3
Coding region: 1-459 (152 amino acids)
Source: RefSeq, a predicted model, not a curated record
AUGCCUUUGUCGCCAGCAUCGUCGUCGUCGCCGUCGUCGCGGUCAACAUCGACCAGUGAUGAUGACAACGAUCUGGAAUUGGGGAUCGCCGCGAUUCGCGACGUCGCGAAUCAUUUUCGCUUUGAUCCGCUACAGAGCAGCGACUCGGAAAUGGACGCUGGUCCGAGCAGCGACGAGGAAGUGCCUGCGGACGCACGCAUGGGCCACGCUCACUGGUGCCAAUGCGGCCACUGCCGUCCCAUGGAGACAGAGCUGGAGUCGUUGUGCUGCAAGGACGUGGAACGCGUGCGGGCGCUCAUACCAGAAGAAGUGGGCUGCAUCACCGCACAUCCAACAUUUCAGCAGGCCUGCUUGAACAUUCACACGCUUGCGGUAGCCUAUUAUGCCCUCAUGAACGACCGUCCCGGUCUCCUUGAGGCUCCAGAGAUACACAGGUCAUCGGCUGUAGAGGUGCGGUGA